Mytilus californianus (California mussel) is the source of this 1627-nucleotide messenger RNA. RefSeq names its product actin, clone 403-like. The transcript has 6 exons. The record is from RefSeq and is a predicted model, not a curated record. Bases 278 to 1420 code for a protein of 380 amino acids. NCBI's taxonomy places the organism in Eukaryota, Metazoa, Mollusca, Bivalvia, Mytilida, Mytilidae.
AUAACUAAAAUUAGAUUUAAGGUAAAAAUGAAUCAGUAAAGAUAAAGUUUAAAAUCAGAAUGUGACUAUUUAAAUAAGGUUCAAGUAUAGCCUUUUAUGUCUAAAAUGAAAGCAGUUUUCCAUAUAUGGAUACUCUUAUAGUCAAAAUUCAGAGAGAUGACACAGGCAAUAUAGUAUAUAUUGAGCAACCUGAAGAUAGAUUGACAUAUGUAAGAUCUGAAGACUUAAAGAUUUGUAUAACUUAAAAAGAAGGAAAAGGUACGUUAUAAUCGACACAAUGCCAUUCAACGUAUAUGAUGAUGAAAUUGCAGCAGUUGUCAUUGACAACGGAUCAGGAAUGGUGAAAGCAGGUUUUGCCGGAGAUGAUGCACCACGAGCAGUAUUUCCUGCCAUAACUGGUCGUCCUAGAUAUCAGUCGGUGAUGGUUGGAAUGGGAAAUAAAGACAGUUACGUUGGAGAUGAAGCACAGAGUAAACGUGGAAUGUUAACAUUAAAGUAUCCCAUAGAACAUGGAAUAGUUACAAAUUGGGACGAUAUGGAGAAAAUAUGGCAUCAUACAUUUUAUAAUGAACUCAGAGUGGCUCCAGAGGAACACCCUGUUAUGUUGACAGAGGCACCUCUUAAUCCUAAAGCUAACAGGGAACGUAUGACUCAGAUUAUGUUUGAGACAUUUAAUAGCCCGGCUUUCUAUGUGAACAUCCAGGCUGUCUUGUCCCUGUACGGCGCUGGAAGAACAACUGGAAUUGUCCUAGAUGCUGGUGAUGGCGUGUCUCAUGUAGUGCCAAUCUAUGAAGGAUACGCACUUCCACAUGCCAUCAAACGACUUGAUCUCGCUGGGCGAGAUUUAACAGCAUAUUUACAACGUAUUCUUCACGAAAGAGGUUAUAAUUUCGUCACCACAGCUGAGAGCGAGGUUGUAAGAGAUAUUAAAGAGAAAAUGUGCUAUACCGCACUUGAUUUUGAACAGGAAUUGGAUACUUCUUCUAAAUCAACUGCGAUUGAAAAAUCGUAUGAACUACCAGAUGGAACCCUUAUUACCAUUGGGAAUGAACGUUUUCGUUGUCCAGAAGUAAUGUUUCAACCAUCAUUCACUGGAAUGGAGUCUUGUGGAAUCCAUGAAAUGAUACACAAUUCAAUCAUGAUGUCUGACAUUGACAUUAGAAAAGAUUUAUACAACAACGUUGUCUUGUCAGGAGGGUCCACUAUGUUUCCAGGGAUUGCUGAUCGUUUAAAGAAAGAAAUGGACGCCAUUGUUCCAAGUUCAAUGAAAACAAGAAUCAUUGCUGCACCAGAACGAAAGUAUUCAGUGUGGAUUGGAGGUUCCAUACUUGGUUCAUUAUCCACGUUUCAACAGAUGUGGAUAUCAAAGAUGGAAUACGAUGAAUGUGGACCAAGUAUUGUGCACAGGAAAUGCUUUUAAAUACAUUUUCAGCUUGACAUGCAUAAUAACUUUACGGGUGCUGCCACCAUAGAUGUGUCUUUCGUUACAUUUGUAACUCGAUAAACAAACCAGUGUCAUUUGAUAUUAUUUAUAUAGUUUAACAUAAUUUUUUAUUGAGAUUUGUCAAAUUAAGCCAUGAUUCAUUAUGUAUUAUCAUUUUAUGUUGUUAAGUUUUUUAGAUAUAAU